GUUUAUUUUUUCUGCCAGCUUGACGUCGUUUCUUCUGACUUGCUUGUGAUUCAUGUUUUGUUAGCUAAUCCGGCUAGCAGAUGUCGACUGGUUGAACUUUAUUUUCAGAAUAUAUGUGCUUAAAACGGUUCAAACGCCACUCCUAGUUAAAGGGGAGGAUGGCACAUCGACGUAACCCACCUCAGUUAUCCCAGAGGACAGAGUACCUGGAACCUGAUAAUGAUUCCGACAGGGACUCAGGUGUUGGGGAGGAUGCAGGGGAGGAUGCCGACGGAUGCCAUGGAUGCACAGUUUCAGAAGAGGAAGAAGUAAACAACCGAGAUGGUACAGAGGAAAACGGCAGCGAGGAUGGAGAUUUUACAGUUUUUGUUGCUUUUCAAGGGAAUAUGGAGGAUGAGGACUUCAAACAAAAACUUGAAACUAUCAUCAGUGGCAUACCAAACAUGCUUGAUAUGGGCCCUGAUAGGCUACAGCCACAGCAUGUGGAGCCAUGGAACAGUGUGCGGGUUACCUUCAACAUUCCUCGUGAUGCUGCUGAGCGACUCAGAUUGUUGGCCCAGAACAACCAGCAGCAGCUCAGAGACCUGGGGAUUCUCUCAGUACAGAUUGAAGGGGAAGGGGCCAUCAAUGUGGCUGUGGGUCCAAAUAGAGGACAAGAGGUCAGAGUGAAUGGACCAAUUGGAGCACCUGGCCAGAUGAGAAUGGAUGUCGGCUUCCCAGGUCAGCCUGGUCCAGGAGGGGUAAGGAUGCCGAAUCCAUCAAUGGUUCCUCCUGGGCCUGGUAUGGCAGGUCAGGCUAUGGUACCAGGCAGCAGUGGACAAAUGCAUCCUCGUGGACCCAGACCAACUUCACAGACAGAUGUGAUGGAUCCAAUGAUGCCAGGUAUGUCAGCUCAGCAGCAACAGCAACUUCAACACCAACAAGCUGGUCCCCAUGGGACUGGCCAAAUGCCUCCUCAGGCUGCCCAUCACAUGCAGGCCCUACAAGCCGGGAGACCUCUCAACCCAGCAGCUCUGCAGCAGCUACAACAUCAGCAGCACCAACAACAACAACAACAACAACAACAACAACAACAACAACAACAGGUCCAACAGCAAGUUCAGCUCUCUCAGCUCGGACCUCGACCUCCAUUCAACCCAUCAGGCCAGAUGGCUGUGCCUCCUGGCUGGAACCAGUUACCCCCUGGGGUCCUUCAGCAACAAGCUCCUCAAGGAGGCCCUGCCUGGAGAAAGCCUCCUCCACAAGGCCAAAUUGUUCAACGCCCAACUUCCCUUGCUACAGUUCAAACUCCCAGUCAUCCCCCACCUCCUUAUCCCUUUGGCAGCCAGCAAGCUGGGCAGGUAUUCAAUGCAAUGGGACAGGGGCAAUUACAGCAGCAGCAGGCUGGAGUUGGUCAGUUUGCAGCCCCCCAACCUAAAGGCCCACAGGCUGGCCCUGGUGGGGUUGCAGGAGCGCCAAGAGUUCCUCCACCUCUUCCCCCAACUUCUGGGCAGCAGGGCAACCUCACCGCCAAGUCCCCUGGGUCCUCAUCGUCUCCUUUUCAGCAGGGUUCACCAGGGACUCCUCCCAUGAUGGCUCAGAGACCCACAACUCCACAGGGUUUUCCCCAGGGUGUUGGAUCUCCAGGAAGGGCAGCCCUCGGCCAGCAGGGUAACAUGCAACAAGGGUUCAUGGGAAUGCCCCAGCAUGGACAGCCCGGAUCCCAAGUUCACCCAGGCAUGCAAAAGCGCCCCAUGGGCUUUCCAAACCCAAAUUUUGUCCAAGGUCAGGUGAGUGCCGGCACUCCGGGAACACCAGGUGGAGGCCCCAAUCACCAGUUACAAAACAGCCAAGGGAUGACUCACACAGGAGUUCAGCCGUCACCUUCUACACCAAACUCAAUGCAGGGACCACCCCAUGCUCAACCUAAUGUUAUGGGUGGACAGAGUAACAUGGCAGUUGUGCCCCCUGGUACAACUGCUGGGCCCAGUAUGGGACAGCAACAGCCUGGCCUCCAGACCCAGAUGAUGGGCCUCCAGCAUCAGGCCCAGCCCGUGUCCUCCUCCCCCAGCCAGAAGGUUCAAGGCCAGGGUGGAGGUCAAACUGUCCUCUCAAGGCCCCUUAGUCAAGGGCAGAGAGGAGGGAUGACCCCACCCAAGCAGAUGAUGCCUCAGCAAGGCCAGGGGGUGAUGCAUGGGCAGGGACAGAUGGUUGGAGGCCAAGGGCACCAGGCCAUGCUCCUGCAGCAGCAACAGCAACAGCAACAAAAUUCCAUGAUGGAGCAAAUGGUUGCCAACCAGAUGCAAGGCAACAAGCAGGCAUUUGGAGGCAAGAUUCCAGCAGGUGUCAUGCCGGGACAGAUGAUGCGAGGUCCUUCUCCAAAUGUUCCAGGAAACAUGGCUCAGUUCCAGGGCCAGGUUGGCCCACAACAGAUGACUCCACAACAGCAGCAGCAGCAGCAGCAGCAACAGCAAAUGGCUCAACUCCAACAACAGCAGAUGCAACAACAGCACCAGUUACAACAGCUGCAGCAGCAGCAGCAGCAACAGCAGCAGCAGCAGCAACAACAGCAGCAGCAGCAGCAGCAACAACAUCAGCAGAUGAAUCAACAGCAGUCCCAGCAGGUUCCUAUUGCUGGGAAUCCCAACCAAGUUAUGGGCAUGCAUGGGCAACAGAUGAGGCUCCCUGCUGGUCAUCCUCUUAUCCAACAACAGUUGCAACAGCAGCAGUUACAACAGCAGCAGAAACAACAGCAACAGGCCUUGUUACAACAACAACAACAACAACAACAACAACAACAACAACAGGCAGCUCAACAACACCCACAUGUGUUGGGAGAUCCUAAUAGUGGAACAGGAGACCUGGGUGUCCAGCAGAUGGUCCCUGAUAUGCAGGCACAGCAGCAAGGCAUGAUGACUGGCCCUCAGCACAUGCAGAUGGGAAAUGGCCACUUUGCAGGUCACGGCAUGAACUUUAACACACAGUUUCCAGGUCAGAUGCCAAUGGGAGGACCUUGUGGACAGGCAGGAGGCUUUCCUGUCAAUAAGGAUGUUACACUGACAAGCCCACUGCUGGUCAACCUGCUUCAGAGUGAUAUCUCAGCAAGCCAGUUUGGGCCAGGGGGAAAACAGGGAGCUGGGGGAGGCAAUCAGGCCAAACCCAAAAAGAAAAAGCCGGCACGAAAGAAGAAGCCGAAAGAGGGAGAAGGACAACAGCAAGGAGAGGGACUUGGCAGUCUUGAUGUGGCUUCUGGCAUGGAGGAUUCAGAACUGCCAAAUCUUGGUAGUGAACAAAAUUUGGGCUUAGACAGCCCAGGACCAAAACUUGCUGAUUUUGCCAAUAGGCCUGCAGGCUUUCCCGGCCAACCUGGAGACCAGAGAGUUUUGCAGCAAGUACCGAUGCAGUUUAUGCAGCAGCAACAACAGCAGCAGCAGCAGCAGCAGCAGCAGCAGCAGCAACAACAGCAGCAACAACAACAACAAAUGCAGCAGAUGCAACAGCAGCAAAUACAACAACAACAACAAAUACAGCAGCAGCAACAAAUGCAACAACAAUUGCAACAGCAGCAAAUGCAGCAGCAACAACAACAAUUACAACAACAGCAGAUGCAGCAACAGCAGCAGAUGCAACAGAUGCAGAUGCAGGGUCUCCAGAAUGCUCAAGGUCAGCAGGGGAUGACGGGGGCACAGGCUUCGGGUCAAGCUCAGCCUCAAAUGCACCCUCAUCAGCUGCAACAACAGCAGCAGCAAACUCAACAGCCACACCUACAACAGCAGCAGCAACAGCAGAUGAUGAUGAUGAUGAAGAUGCAACAGGAGCAAGCCAAGAAUCGCAUGUCCAUCCCUUCAGGAGGGCAGCUCCCUCCUCGGGGAAUGGGAAAUACACCUGAAGUGCAGAGACUUCCUGUCUCACAGCAAGGAAAUAUGCCUGUAAUGAUCAGCCUUCAAGGACAUGGUGGGGUACCGCCAUCGCCCGACAAAGCCAGGGGGAUGCCCAUGAUGGUGAACUCACAGCUUGCCGGUGUUGCACGAAGAAUGUCCCAUCCUGAUGUAGGGCAGGGUCCUCAAGGGACUGGAUCAGAAGAUGCCUCUGCAGGGCCACAUCUGAAGCAGGACAGGCCUGUUGGCCCAGACAUUGGGGUGCAGCCAGGAAAUGGGACUCAACAGAUGAUGGCCAAUCAAGGUUCCAACACUCACAUGUUGAAACAAGGCACUGGUCCAUCACCAAUGCCUCAGCACACUGGAGCGAGUCCCCAGCAACAGUUAUCCACACAGCCUCAGCAAGGAGGUCCCAUGCCAGGCAUUCAUUUUUCCAGUGUCCCAACAACAUCCCAGAGCUCCAGGCCCAAAACUCCUAACAGAGCCAGCCCAAGGCCCUACCACCAUCCCCUCACCCCAACAAAUCGUCCACCAAGUACUGAGCCCUCAGAAAUCAAUCUUUCACCUGAAAGGCUGAAUGCCUCUAUUGCAGGGCUGUUUCCUCCCAAAAUCAACAUUCCUCUUCCUCCCAGGCAGCCUAACCUAAACAGGGGGUUUGACCAGCAGGGUCUUAACCCAACAACUCUAAAAGCCAUUGGUCAGGCCCCUCCUAGCUUAACUCUGCCAGGCAACAACAACAAUGGAAGUGCAGGUGGAAAUAACACUAACAACAAUCAACAGUCUUUCUCUAUUGGCACUGGACCAGGAGUUACAGGCACUAAACAGGACAAGCAGCCAGGGGGGCAGGUUAAGAGGGCAAGUCCUAGCAAUAGUCGAAGAUCAAGUCCAGCGUCCAGUCGUAAGUCAGCCACCCCAAGUCCAGGGAGACAGAAAGGAACAAAGAUGGGCAACAGCUGCCCUCCACCACAGCAGCAGUUGGUUAACAACCAGGGGCAAGCAAUGAUGCUUAGCCCUACAUCAGUACCCCAAAGUCCAGUGUCCAUGCCUUCUCAAGUCAGUGGGGGCGUGGAGGCACAGCAGCCCCAGAACCUCUUCCAUGGGUUGCAAGGAAACCCUGCAGAGGGAGUCAGGGACAGUCAGGGACUGAUGACAGCAGAGCAGCGACACAUGCCACAGCCUCAACACCUGCCACAGCCUUUGAGAGAGUUAUCGGCUCCCAGAAUGGCAAGUCCUCGUUUCCCCUUGCCCCAGCAGUCUAAACCUGACUCGGAACUGCAGGCCGGGACAGUCAAUAAGCAGUCUGUACAACAUGCAGAACCUUCACAGGACUCUGAGGCCUCGCCUACUCUCAGGACAGCUCCAACCUCCCUCAACCAGUUGCUAGAUAACACAGGUAUCCCAAACAUGCCACUUCGGCCCAUACAGAGCAAUACUGUUAGGGAGGUUUUAGGAAAAGACAGUCCGAACUCUGGUUCGGAUCUAGAGAGAGCAGUCCACAGUGCAUCCCAGAGUACAGAUAUGUCGGCCUCUGUUUCAACAACUGCUGCUUUUAAUGAAUCGGAAGUUAAGCCCAAACCUGCUGCCCCAGUUCCUACCAGUAGCCCUUAUUUACAACCUACUUCAAUUCCCAGCUUACACCCAAGCACUAAUGUUAACUCAAAUACAGCCCCCAGCCUUAACCAAAACCCUGUUCCAGUUGUUGGUGUCAGUCCAAAUCAAAAUGUGAACCCAACUGCUACCCUUAGUACCAACACUAAUGCCACCACAAGUGUAAGCUCAAACCCAGUCACUUCUGGGCAGAGCAGUCCUGCCCCAACUGUCAGUACCAGUUCUAACUCCAGCUCUGUUGUAAAUCCACCUUGUUCAACCCUUAAACUAAGCCCAAGCCCUAGUCCUAAACCUGUCACAAAUGUUCACUCAGUCAUACAAAUUCCUGCCUCCUCUACCACCAUAACCCCCAACCAAAUCACUGUAUUUGUCACCUCUAACCCCAUUACAUCUUCCCCCACCUCCCAGGCACCAACAUCUAUGGUUUCCACCAUGAUGGCUGUACCUAACAAGAACAUCAGACCUCAAGACAUCCGGCAGCAGACUCCUGUCCCAAGACCUCAGUUUAUUGCCACCACCCCUGUAUUCAUUAACCCAAUUUUCCAGGUCCCAGGCUCAUCUGUGGCCCCUAAUAACACAGUGGUAUCCCAGUCAGUAACCAUGGUGGGGCCUAUCCAAGUGUCCACUACAAACAUCCAACUUUCCCCUGCCCAAAGCUCCACCCAUUCAUCUAUGGCUAAUAUGACCAGCACUCAGCCUACCAGGAGUUCAAUAGGGCAGGUGCAGAUUGCCACUAGUAUGUCCUCAUCAGUCCCAGUUGGUACUCUCCAAGCUCCUCAGCAAAAUAACCCAGGGACAGUCAAAACAGAAAAUGUAGUCGAGGCCAUUCCUGCUCCGAAAUCUAGUCCCCCAUUACAACAGCCCUCUCCCCAUCCCAGCCCUUCAGCUUCAUCUCCCUUUCACCCACCCCUGGCUUCUCCUCCACCCUGCUCCAGUCCAGGGGCUGUAAAUACCAUGCGCAAGAGCCCCAUGUCCCCACCUCCUGCUACCCAAGUGAAAGGAAAACCUGCACAGGUUGCUGGAGUUGUUGUGGGUACAGCUGACUCCCAGCAGAGUCCAGUAGAUAGGCCUGCACAGGGACCAGUGGGGGCAGUGCCGCCACAGAUCUGUCUUACUCCUGAUGGUCCUGCUACUCAGACUGAACCCCUAGUUCCCCAAACUAUUGUUGCUGCUGCCCCCAACAACAUUGCACUGCCUACAACUUCUCCAAUUCCCAUUCAUAGCCAAGUUGCUCUUCCUAAUCAGUUUGUUACCCAGGCUCCAUUGCCUGCCCUUGCUUCAGUUUCAAGCCCAGGGCAGGCUUUAACUUCUAAAGCUCCUAUUGUCACUGUAGUAAGUGCCACUACGAGUGUCCCUUCUUCUAGCUUGCCCUUAACCCCCACAGUCACACCUGAACAAAGUUCUGUACCGUCCAUCGUUCCGGUUUGUUCCGGACCUGGACCUGGUCAGGAUGUUCCCUCUGCCACAUCCUCUCCAGUUGCUAACUCCAGGGGAGUUUCGGCGGCUCAGUCGGAACCCCAAACAGUGGAGCCUCAAACUGUGGAGCCCCCUAUGCAGCCAGCUGCAGCACCUGCUGAAACCUCUCAGACCGCCCAAGCACCUAUUCAACCAGAAGCCUCACAAUCGCAUGAGCCUGUUCCAAGUGAGAAGUCUGGUGAAGAGGUCUCAACAGGACCAGAGCAAGGAUGGGCAAAGAAAAGAAAGACGCCCAUCAACUUAGUCCCAAGAACUGUUGUAGAGAAGCCCAAGGGACCGAGUAGACGCAGCUCUAGAGCAGAGAAGGAGGUGGAGGAGGAGACGGUUCCGGACAGCGGCAUAAGGAAGAGAUCGGCUAGGCCUGGAACCAGUGCUGCUGUAAAAGAAACUGGAGCGAGCCCAACCCAGGCCAAACGAAGGAAGUCUAAAUAGCCUGUGAACUGUACUGUAAAUGUUUUUGUUCCCGCUGUGAAUCGAUAGAAAUUGGUUUCAAUGUCCCAGAUUAUGAAUUUCACUGGAUGAAGACACCUUGUACAGAUUGUUUUAAAAGAAUUAUGCUAUUGUUUUGUCUAUGCUAUCACAUGAAAUUGUAGGUAGAAUGUGUGCUUACAGUAUGUGCUUUGUGUGAAUGUGCUUUUUAUAUUAAAUGCUGGAUUAAUCAUGUGAAGACUGACAAUGGAAGCCUGUCAUGAUUGUAUAAUUAUGAUGUAAAACUGAAUUAAAUUUUCUACUGCUUUUUGUUCUGUGAAA
Molecule: messenger RNA, 7691 nt
Organism: Labrus mixtus (cuckoo wrasse)
Lineage: Eukaryota; Metazoa; Chordata; Actinopteri; Labriformes; Labridae
Gene: ncoa6
Product: nuclear receptor coactivator 6
Exons: 17
Coding region: 159-7373 (2404 amino acids)
Biological process (GO): positive regulation of transcription by RNA polymerase II
Cellular component (GO): nucleus; histone methyltransferase complex; transcription regulator complex
Source: RefSeq, a predicted model, not a curated record